AUGGAAAGAGCAGAAGGGAUGGACGGAGAAACCGACCUCGUGCUGUUCGAAAGUGGAGGAAAUAUUAUUUGUGAAGCGAGCGGUGAUGUGAAUUGCACAAGGAAAGACAAUGCAGGGGGUGGCGGCAAGGAAAGUUUUGUAAACGACAUGGAAAAUAACUUCACUAACAGCUUGGUAAACAGUUUGUCAAAGAACAUGGCAAAAAGCUUCAACAAAAAUGGCAGCAGAAAUGGUAACAGAAAUGGUAACAGAAAUGGCAACCGGAAUGGCAACAGGAAUGAUAACAGGAAUGAUAACAGGAAUGAUAACAGGAAUGAUAACAAAAGUGGCAACAGGAAUAGCCACCAUAAUGGCCUCCACAAUGGCAUCAAAAACUUCACCCAAAGCUUCGACUUGAUGCUGAGCAACUUCAACUCGAUGCAGAUAACACAGAACGAACACAGGCACAACAACACGAGCGGCGGCUUGGGCCAGAACAGAAAUAACGGAGCAAAUCAUCCCAGAGAGGAAAAGAAAAGACGCGAUAGAAACAGAAACAGGAAUAAAGAAAAACAGUUAAAGUUAAAAGUGAAGAAUUCAAAUUGUGUAAAAAAUUACGAACAGGACAGUGCCAACAAUAAGAAAGCAGUGAUGAAUAGCUUUGCUUCGUCUUGCAAUAAAAAAAAGUAUGCCGAAGAGAGGGACAAAUUUUAUGACAGCAACACAACGAUAUCGUCAAGUUUGAACUGCGCAGAGGAGGGAAAGAGUGACCAAAUUAAUACUGAGGCUUACGUGAGUAACACGUUUGAGAAGGUUGACAUGAAUGAGUGCUAUAUGAAAACGGAAGAGAGCAUAGCGAGGGGCUCAGGCGGGGAAGCAGAGAAGGCCGUAGAGGGGGGUGAGAUCGGAAGCACGACCAGAAGCGCGACCAGAAGCGCAGUCGACAGUGCAGUGGAGGAUACAAUCGAAGGUGAAGACGGAAGAGCAGACGGAAGAGCGGAGGACGACGCAGAGCGCGGCGGAGAGCCCAGCACGGAAACCCUUGUUGAACCGCUAGAUAACAAAAGCAAAGUUAAAAGGAGAAAUGACCCCAAGAGUCACCCUGUGCAGAAAAAUGCUCCCAAUAGUUACCCUGUGCAAAAAAAUGCUCCCAAUAGUUACCCUGUGCAGAAAAAUGCUCCCAAUAGCCACCCUGCGCAGAAAAAUGCUCCCAAUAGCUACCCUGCGCAGAAAAAUGCUCCCAAGAGUCCCCCUGUACAGAAAAAUCACCCCAAGUGCGACAUCGUCAGUGGCAGCGCAGAACACCAGACCAACAACCAACACAUAAUGAAUGGCCAAACGAAUGAAGCAAAUUAUAUCAACUAUAACUAUGACUAUAACAAUUAUGUAAACCCGGUAGUGUACAAUAAAAUGAUGCAAAUGAAGUACAAUACAUAUAACCCCUAUUUUAAUUAUAACCAAGCAAAUAAUAAUGCAUGCAAAUAUGAUACUGGUGCCAUGUCUAGUCCUUACUCACCUUUUGCCAAGCCGAACGAAUUUUUUAUGUACGAUCAUCAAAAUAAUGUGCCCCAUAUGACACCAAAUUAUUAUGGCAAUUAUUUAUAUUUUUACGCAAAUCCUUAUAGUUAUGGGCAGUGUGCUAUGGUGAAUAAAAUGAAGGGUGGAGAUAACGGGGCUCGGGAAAAUUUCAGCUGCAGGGCGGAUCAGGCGAAGGGUGCCGUUAAGAGUACAGGAGAACUACUGGAAUUUAACGAGGGAGCUAACCUCAUCGGAGGAGCUAACCCCAUCGGAGGACGUGCCAGAAGCGGAGGAGCUAACCCCACGAAGGACGUGUCAGAAGCGGAGGAGUUCCUAAAUGAUAGGCAGAAGGUCGAAGACGAGGUGAGCAGCGACGGAGGGGAAGAAGAUUCAGAUGAAGCAGAUCCGCUAAACGGACAGCAAGAAGGGACUACCAAUGGGGAAAAUACACAGACAGACGAAAACAAACUCGGGAAAAUAACAAAACAUAAGGGUCACACACAGCACUGCAGCGUUACAGAAUUGAAAGUAAAAAAUGAGAAAGAAGAGGCACAUAUAAACAUGAGCGUACGAAAUGAUUAUAGUAAAAAAAGCAACAACACCUUGGUGGGAACAAAUGAAUGGAACAAAUGUCUAAGUGGAAAUUUCACAGAAGAACGAAUGAAGCAGGUAAAGGGGAACACCAAGCAGAAGAAAAAAAAAUUAUCCAAGUUGCUUUCGCUAAAGAGUGCAAACAAGAACUGCAGCAGAGACGUAUGCGUAAGUAAUGAGAACACCGUUGGGGGAAACACAAAGAGAAGCAACAAACACAUCGACAGCGCGAUGUAUGGUAGCAGUGGAAACCUUGGGAAUGCCCCCAAUGUUAUCAAAUAUCCUAAAAAUACACAGCUUCAAUAUAAUGGUCAGGUGAAUCCCUCCUCCGUGUACAGCUACAUAUUACACGCAAACAAUGCAGAGAGCGCAAACUGCGAGAAGAGGUUUAUGAAGCCGCCUCCAAAUGACAUGGACCUGUAUAUGAACAACCAGUAUCACAUGAACCAGCUGGCCAACGAGCAGAUGAUGUUCAAUUUAAGCGGUCGGAACUAUGGUUACUAUUACUACCCCUACGCGCCCCCCUCGGCCGCCUACACUGAUGAGGUUUACUUGAAUUAG
Messenger RNA from Plasmodium cynomolgi strain B, 2649 nucleotides. RefSeq lists its product as hypothetical. The coding region runs from base 1 to 2649 and encodes 882 amino acids. The transcript has 2 exons. NCBI's taxonomy places the organism in Eukaryota, Apicomplexa, Aconoidasida, Haemosporida, Plasmodiidae. The record is from RefSeq and is a predicted model, not a curated record.